GAGCUAAGUCGGCGCUUAAGCGUUUCUCUACUAAGGGUGCAAGCUGACGGACUGUGGCAAGGCACGAUGACAUCACUUCCAGGCGCCGGAGACCAGCGCCGGCUACUAAGUUCCCGAGGAAGGAAUUCUCUGUAGAGUAGUGAAAAUGCUAGUAUUAAGUAAGACAGCAAGAAUUUUUUCCAAACCACGGAAAAGGGAAGUUCGUGGAUUUUUAAGAAGCAUUAAUUUUCGUCCUGGAACAUUGUUUCUUCAUAAACUAGUACUGGGAAUUGAAACCAGCUGUGAUGAUACAGCAGCUGCUGUGGUGGAUGACACUGGAAAUGUGUUGGGAGAAGCAAUACAUUCCCAAACCGAAGUUCAUUUAAAAGCAGGUGGGAUUAUUCCUCCAGUAGCUCAACAGCUUCACAAAGAAAAUAUUCAACGGAUAGUAGAAGACGCCCUUUCUGCCAGUAGAAUCUCUCCAAGUGAACUCUCAGCAGUUGCAACUACCAUCAAACCAGGACUUGCUCUGAGCUUGGGAGUAGGCUUAUCAUUUAGCCUACAGCUAGUAAACCAGCUUAAAAAGCCAUUCAUUCCCAUUCAUCAUAUGGAGGCUCAUGCACUUACUAUUAGGCUGACACAUAAAGUGGAAUUUCCUUUUAUAGUCCUUUUGAUUUCUGGAGGUCACUGUCUAUUGGCAUUAGUGCAAGGUGUUUCUGAUUUUCUACUUCUUGGGAAGUCUUUGGACAUAGCACCAGGUGACAUGCUUGACAAGGUGGCAAGAAGACUUUCUUUAAUCAAACAUCCAGAAUGCUCCACCAUGAGUGGUGGGAGGGCUAUUGAACAUUUGGCCAAACAAGGAAACAGAUGGCUUUUUGAUAUCAAUCCACCCAUGCAGAAUGCUAAAAAUUGUGAUUUUUCUUUUACCGGACUUCAGCAUAUUACUGAUAAAAUAAUAAUGCAGAAGGAAAGAGAAGAAGGUGUUGAGAAGGGGCAGAUCCUGUCUUCAGCUGCAGACAUUGCUGCUGCAGUACAGCAUAUCACAGCAUGUCACCUUGCAAAAAGAACACAUCGUGCUAUUCUGUUUUGCAAGCAGAAAAAUUUGUUGUCUCAAACUAAUGCAGUACUGGUUGUAUCUGGAGGUGUUGCAAGUAACUUGUAUAUCCGACGAGCCCUAGAAAUUGUAGCAAAUGCAACACAGUGUACUUUGUUAUGUCCUCCUCCAAGACUGUGCACUGACAAUGGCAUUAUGAUUGCAUGGAAUGGUAUUGAAAGAUUACGUGCUGGCUUGGGCAUUUUACAUGAUGUAGAAGGCAUCCGUUAUGAACCAAAAUGUCCUCUUGGAGUAGAUAUAUCCAAAGAAGUUGCAGAGGCUGCCAUAAAAGUACCACGAUUAAAAAUGAAGAUUUAGUCUCUAAAGGCAUCGCUUCUCAACCUUUUGGCUAAGAUCAAGUGUAAAAGUGUCUUAAGGUAGUAUUCAGCAUUAAACUUAUUUUUGUGUGUGUGUCAAAAUAUAUAAAUAUGUUCAUCAGUCAUCAAGACUUUAUUGUGCAUAUAUGUGUGUGUACAUGUUUGUGGAGGGGCACACGUGUGCAGGUACACUUGCGUGACUGUGCAUGGAGGCAAGAGGACAGCCUCAGGUGUCAUACUCAGGAAUGCUCUUGACCUCCUUUGAGACAAGGUUUCCCAUUGGCUUGGAGCUUCAAUUAGACGAGACUAGGUGAGUCAGUGAACCCUGGGGAGCCACCUAUCUCUGUCUCCCCAGCAUUCGCACUACAAAUUUGUACCACCAUGCUUGACCUUUUUACAUGAGUUGUGAGGAUACAACUAAGGACCUUAUACUUCCAAGGGUAGUACUAUACCUACUGACUGAUUACCUUUAACCCAAGAUUCUUUUUUACCCCCUUAUUUCUCUUCUUCUGAGAGGCAGUAAUUAGGUGUUAUAGUCUUGCAAAGAAGAAAAAGAAUUUUCUUAUCAAAACCCAAAGUGAAAACAAAAGGUAAAGAAUGUACUGAUGUUGGCUGGUUAAAGAAAAAUAAUCCUUGGAAGAAAUAGAGUAAUUUUGUUGAUUCCUGGGUCCUCAUCAUGCAUCCUAGAUCUUUUUCUCUGUUUCUUAAAUAAGAAUAGUUAGAAGCUAUCUUUUUACCUCUACUGAAACUGCACCUGACUUCUUUAAUAAGAGAGCAAUUUUGUUUUGUUUUAGGUCUUUUAAAAAAAAUUUUAUUGAGCUUUUGUACAUUUCAUACAACAGGUCCUAAUCAAAUUUAGACUCCCUCCCCUAUUCCUGAACCCCCUUCCCCACUGGACUUCAUGCGUUCUGCCAUACAUAUUAAGUCCUAUCCAGUCAAGCAUUUGUACCCAGAUGUCCUUCAAUGCAAGUUCAUCCACUGGAGUCUACAUAGAGAUGGUAUGAGGGAGAAUAGACCAUAGAGAAGAGAGCAAUUUUAAAGGAUAACAAAGUCAGAGAAUUCUAAUUCAAGACAAACUUGACCAACAGAAGAUGUGUUAUUCAUUAUAAAAAUAAGUCAUUAGUGGGGCUGGAGAGAUGGCUCCAUGGUUAAGAACACUUGCUGUUCUUCCAGAGGACCUGGAUUCAGUUCCCAGCACCCACAUGGCAUCUAACAACUGUUCAUAACUCCAGUUCCAAGGGAUCCGACACCCUCUCUGGCCUCUGUAGGGCAUUGCAUACACGUGGUGCACUUACAUACAAUGCAGGCAAAACACUCAUGCGUGUAAACUAACAAUUUUUUUAAAAGUCAUUAGGUGUUAUGUCUAGAAUAAGACUGUAUGUUUUUAUAAAAUCAACCUUAAUGGAACCACGUGUAUUCACAUGUUAUUUUAGAAAUUGUAAUUACUUAGAUGAAAAUAAAUGAGAUGAAAAAAAUGUAUUUCUUUUGGAUAAUUUUCUUUGAAUUUGAACCUUUGUAAUGCAAAUACAAGUUUCAUUAUCUUUCCCACCUAAAGUAACUGUUUAUACUGUUUUUGGUCAUAAGAACAAUUCUAUACACUAGUUAAUGUCCUUUGAUUUUGCUAGUAAAGGUUUAUGUUACAUCUGUACUGAACUAAGUUGUUAGCUUUGAUGGCUCUCUUAUCAGUAGCCUGCUUUAUUGAGAAGCUGGAAGUUUAGCAUGGAAAAAAGAUUUAGCAUGGAAAAAAAAACUCUUUUGAGACUGACUCACUUUAUAGCAGACUGGCCUUUAGCUCAUGCUCCUCCUGCUUCAGCUUUCCAACUGGCAGGAUCACAGGCAUGUAUGGAAACAUUUCUUAUUUUAAUCCUGUUUUAAGGUAACUUUCUUCCUAGAAAGUUCUGUAAGCAGUUCUUUUGUUUAAAUUCUGACCAUCUAUUUUCUCCUAGAAAUAGAAAACUGUAAGUAAAGGACUAUGUGGAAAUAGCCAAUACUUGGACUACUUUUAUAUUUUUUGCUGUAUAUGUAUGAUAGGAUUGUAAAGAAGCAAUAGUUAAAAGCAAGAAGUAGUUUGUGAAUUCACACUUUACAAUUGGUUUGCAUUUUGUAUAUGUGAUUCUGAAUUGAUAGACUAGUAUAAUUAUAUUCCUGUGACUACUAUUAUCAG
Nannospalax galili (Upper Galilee mountains blind mole rat) is the source of this 3553-nucleotide messenger RNA. RefSeq names its product O-sialoglycoprotein endopeptidase like 1 (gene Osgepl1). The record is from RefSeq and is a predicted model, not a curated record. Bases 146 to 1390 code for a protein of 414 amino acids. The transcript is spliced from 8 exons. Lineage: Eukaryota; Metazoa; Chordata; Mammalia; Rodentia; Spalacidae. Gene Ontology annotation, biological process: tRNA threonylcarbamoyladenosine modification. Gene Ontology annotation, cellular component: mitochondrion.